AUAAAAUGGCCGAUGAAAAUCCAGAUGAUAAUAAUUUUGAAUUCAUCAAAUUCCUUCCUGAAGGUGAUCAAAAGACCAAGUCUUCUAGAGAUUAUACUGGUAAAGGAUAAGCCAAAUAUGCCAAUAAUGAAAUCUAUGAAGGUGAUUAUGUUGAUGGAGUAACUGUUUCAAAUCUAAUUCUUAGAAAAGAAAUGGUAAAGGCAAAUAUAAUUAUGCCAAUGGUGAUGUAUAUUUUGGAGAUUUCAUCAAUAAUGCUAAACAUGGAAUUGGUAAAUUAACAUACAAAGAAAAGGGAGACUAUUUCGGUUUCACUCUCAUUUAUUAUUUUAGGUUAAUGGGAAAAUGGUAAGAGACAUGGAGAAGGAAUUUUCACUUAUCCAAACAAAGACUAAUAUAGUGGUUGGUGGGCAUUUGGUAAAAAAGAAGGCAAUGGAACAUAUAUUUAUAAUGAUACUGGAAUGAGAGUAAUUUCUUAAUAUCUAUAAUUACAUAGUUAGUUGGUUAAUGGAAAGAAAACAAAUUUGUAUCUGGAAGAUGGAUUCUACCUAAUGGUACAUAUUAUGAUGGAGAAUUUGAUAAUAAUAAACCUAACAAGACUGGAAUCUGGUACUUUAAGAAUGGUAAUAAAAUAUAAGGAACAUACAAUCAAAAAAUAAUUCCAAAUGAUGAUCCUGAUGAUAAGAAACUUAAUAUAGAAAUGAAAUGGGCAUCUAAUGGAUAUUUAUAUUAAAACGCAGAUUUAGUGAAUGCACAUGAAAAAUUCUGAAUUAUCAUAUUAAUAUAGGAG
This is a messenger RNA of Paramecium primaurelia, 787 nucleotides long. The record is from the annotation of a GenBank genome assembly. NCBI's taxonomy places the organism in Eukaryota, Ciliophora, Oligohymenophorea, Peniculida, Parameciidae.